Molecule: messenger RNA, 765 nt
Organism: Adineta steineri
Lineage: Eukaryota; Metazoa; Rotifera; Eurotatoria; Adinetida; Adinetidae
Source: the annotation of a GenBank genome assembly
AUGUCAUCGAAACAGUAUUCUGCUGAACGGAUUGCUAUUGCUGAAGAAGAACAGCGACAGUUUCUUCUCCCAUUCUCUCGUCGUCCGAUUGAUAUGGGAUUAGAUCCAUUUAUCGAUGAACAUGAUUCAUCAUUGAUCAUACGUGUUGCUGGAGUGAUGGAUCUUCGGAUGGAUUCCAGCCCAAUCCAUCCAAAUAAAAAAAUUAUUCGAAUCAUCGAUGAAACUCGUAUUACACAUCAUCCAAUUCUUCCACAAUUUACAUUACCUUAUCUUGUUGGUCAUUCAAAAUUAGGUCAUAGUGAUUGGUUUCAAUGGACAUUAAUUCGAAGUGUUUGUUGCUGUUCAUUAAUUGAAGAUUUUCGACGUGAACGUAUUUAUCUUGAAUUAUCAUAUCUCACAAAUGGAUAUUCAUUAUUAUUUGUUGAAACUCAUAUUCAACAUUUUUUUGAAUACUUUCAUACACCUCAUCUACAAUAUAUCAACAAUCAAACACAAUACAAUGAAUUUCGUCUAAAAUGGUUAGAUUAUAUCGGUAUGCAAUAUGAAUUAACUGAUCAACUUCAACAAUGUGAAAAUCAAGGUCGUCUUAUUCGUUUACAUUAUUUAUAUGAAUGGGGUCCAAGAUGUAACUUUAAUCAAAAAUUUCUUGAACUAUGGUCCGAAUACUUUCGUCGUCAUCCAUUAUUAUCGACAGAAAAAUUGAAAAUAUUAUUAACAACGAAACAUGAAUAUUCCUUAAAUACUCUACUAGGAGGACUAGAUUGA